Messenger RNA from Cylicocyclus nassatus, 987 nucleotides. Lineage: Eukaryota; Metazoa; Nematoda; Chromadorea; Rhabditida; Strongylidae. The record is from the annotation of a GenBank genome assembly.
AUGGCUUGCCAUGGUAAGCAGCUUGGUAUACCAAUUACAUGUGUGCUGCCACGCUUCAUACCACUGUCGACAAUUUCACUUUGCAAGGAUUUUGGAGCUAAAGUUGUGGUUCAGGGAAUAAACAAUACGGAAUCAAGAAAAGUUGCACUUGAACUUGCUCAGAAAAGUGGUGGAGAAUUUAUUGAUGGACAUGAUCACAUUGAUAUUAUUGCCGGAGCUGGCACCAUUGCACUGGAGAUUUUUGAAGACGUCAAAGAUGUCGAUGUUAUUGUCGUUCCCGUAGGCGGUGGGGGUCUCCUGGCUGGAAUCACAGCAGCAGUGAGAGAACUAUCUCCUAAAACGCGUGUUAUAGGUGUGGAGUCGAAAGCCUCUCAUUGUUUUAGCGAGGCCCUCAAAAAUGGAAAACCAGUCAAUGUACAGACACGAACAUCACUAUCUCCUUCACUUGCAAUGUCAAGAUUUGGCUACAAUUCUUUCAAUAUCAUCAAAGGAACUCCCACUGAAGUUGCCAAAAUCAAAGAAAUGGAUCUAGCUCGAGCUAUUCUGAUAAUGCUGGAAAACCAUAAGUUUGCGGUAGAAGGAGCAGGAGCAUUAGCGCCAGCUGCCGUGAUGACUGGCCAAGUCGAGGACAUUCAAGGAAAAAAGGUGGUGUGCGUCAUAAGUGGUGGUAAUGUGGAUAGCACAAUGUUGGGGCAGAGCAUAGAUAAAGGUCUAAUUGCGGAUGAUCGUCUUGCGCUGGUAGAAGUAUUUUUGCCUGAUCGACCAGGUGGUCUCUGCGAGCUGCUCGAGCUCACUUCAAGUACCGGAGCUAAGACUAAGCAUAUCUAUAUGGAGCACGUUUUCCACAAAUUUGAUAUAUUCACUGUCAAAAUGAAGCUCGAAGUUGUGACUAGUGGAAUGCAGCAUUCUGAAGAAUUGAGAAAGAUUCUUGAACAAAGAUAUGGAGACGAUCUUUCCUUCCAUAUGAGAAAAAUGCGUGCAGUAUGA